Molecule: messenger RNA, 5663 nt
Organism: Hyla sarda
Lineage: Eukaryota; Metazoa; Chordata; Amphibia; Anura; Hylidae
Gene: IQSEC3
Product: IQ motif and Sec7 domain ArfGEF 3
Exons: 13
Coding region: 44-2848 (934 amino acids)
Biological process (GO): regulation of ARF protein signal transduction; actin cytoskeleton organization
Molecular function (GO): guanyl-nucleotide exchange factor activity; protein binding
Source: RefSeq, a predicted model, not a curated record
AGUGGGAGGGGGUAGGCUUGUUUUGUAGACAUGGCUACACCAUAUGACUACAUUAUUUCUUUCUCUUUCUAGGAAUGAGACGGUUUUGCACCAGUUCUGCUGCCCCGUCGCGGACGCAGAGAAGCCAUCUCCACCCAGUGAUGACUCUGACAGUAAGAAGCUGCUCUGUACGGCCUGGGACGUCCGGGAAGGAGACGCCUCCAAACAGUCGGGAGAAGAGGAGUCGCUGACUAAGGCCGGUCUGCACCAUACAGGCUCCCCGGUGCGAGUGCAGCAAGGAAAGAGCGCCGCCACCUGUUCUCACGGCUCAAAGAGCUCCAAUUAUGAGCUGUCCCUGGACCUCAAGAAUAAACAGAUUGAGAUGCUGGAGCACAAGUAUGGGGGGCACUUAGUCUCCCGACGGGCGGCCUGCACCAUCCAGACAGCGUUCAGACAGUACCAGCUGAGCAAGAACUUCGAAAAGAUCCGAGACUCCCUGCUACAGAGUCGUCUCCCCCGGCGCAUUUCCCUGCAAAAGGUCCGAGUACAUAACCAGGACACCUUCCCUUCUGCCGAAAAGGCCCUACUGGAGAGCUACAACCUGAUGGGCAUCCCCCUGGUGAGGUCGCCCUCCCUCCCGGCCACCAUCAGCGGGGCCCUAACCGAGCUGGAGGACUCCUUCACCGAGCAGGUGCAAUCUCUGGCCAAAUCUAUCGAUGACGCCCUCAGCACGUGGAGUCUGAAGACCAUGUGUGCCUUCCCCGAGGCCGGCUCCUACCAGAUCCGCGAGGCCUUCAUGCAGCAGAACCCAGAACUGGAGCCACCGAAAUUAGAGGAAGGAGAAAGUGAGGACGGCCAGCUGGGCACUCUACCCAAGAGCAGCAGUACCCUGAUGAUGGCCUUCAGAGAUGUCACCGUCCAGAUAGACAAUAAUAACAUCUCCGUCUCCUCCUCCACCUCCCUCUCCAUGUCCAACUGCUUGGCCGGGGCCCAGAACCCUAAACCGGAGGAGGAGCGGGUCAGCGGAGAAGCCACUUCAGAGCCUCCGUCCCAGGAAACCUCCACGCAUGAGACUCACCUGGUACAGAACUCCUUCCUGGAGGUCAAUGGGGACGGGGUCGGGAAGGAGUUAGUUGGACCUGUUCAAACCGAAACCGAAACUACCGACCUCUCAGAACAGCUGAGCAGCAGCAGCACCUCCACCAAGUCUGUGUCCGAGGUGUCUUCUAAGGAGGCCUUACAGGCCAUGAUCCUCAGCCUUCCCCGCUACUACUGUGAGAACCCCGCCAGCUGCCGAUCCCCGACCCUCUCCACCGAUACCAUGAGGAAGAGACUGUACCGCAUCGGGCUCAACCUCUUCAAUAUAAAUCCGGAUAAAGGCAUCCAGUUCUUGAUCUCUCGAGGUUUCAUCCCGGAUACCCCCAUCGGGGUCGCGCAUUUCCUGCUCCAGAGGAAAGGCCUGAGCCGACAGAUGAUCGGAGAAUUCCUGGGGAACAGCAAGAAGCAAUUCAACCGCGACGUUCUCGACUGUGUGGUGGACGAGAUGGAUUUCUCCAACAUGGAGCUGGAUGAGGCGCUGCGCAAGUUCCAGGCGCACAUCCGUGUCCAGGGCGAGGCACAGAAGGUGGAGCGCCUGAUCGAGGCCUUCAGCCAGCGGUAUUGUAUGUGUAACCCCGAGAUCGUCCAACAGUUCCACAACCCGGACACCAUCUUCAUCCUGGCGUUUGCCGUCAUCCUGCUCAACACGGACAUGUACAGCCCCAGCAUCAAACCCGACCGCAAGAUGAUGCUAGAAGACUUCAUCCGCAACCUCCGAGGGGUGGAUGACGGAGCGGAUAUUCCCCGGGACAUGGUGGUCGGCAUCUAUGAACGGAUCCAACAGAAGGAACUAAAAUCCAACGAGGAUCAUGUCACCUAUGUAACCAAGGUGGAAAAGUCCAUUGUGGGAAUGAAGAGUGUGCUGUCGGUUCCGCACAGGCGUCUGGUUUGCUGCAGCCGCCUCUUUGAAGUGACCGAUGUAAAUAAAGUGCAAAAACAAGCGGCACAUCAGCGAGAGGUCUUCCUGUUCAAUGACCUUCUGCUGAUCUUAAAGCUUUGUCCAAAAAAGAAGACCUCCUCGACCUACACCUUCUGCCGGGCGGUGCCGCUCUUGGGGAUGCAGUUUCAUCUUUUUGAGAAUGAGUAUUACCCGCAUGGGAUCACACUGGUCAGCCCGCUCACCGUCUCGGAGAAGAGACUAGUUUUGCACUUCUGUGCCCUUGGUGCUGAGGAGCUGCAGAAAUUCCUGGAGGAUCUGAAGGAAUCCAUUUGUGAAGUGACGGAGAUGGAACAGAUCCGUAUUGAAUGGGAACUGGAGAAGCAGCACGGGGUGAGGACGGCCCAAAGUAAGACAAACGGGUCUCAGCUGGACAUUCAGUCCACGCAGGAGUCCCCCAUUGGUAAGCGCGAGUCACCUGAGAAGGACAUCGACAGCGUGGUGGAGGUGUCAAUUCACAACAGGCUUCAGACGUCCCAGCACAGCGCCCCCCAGGGGCCAGAGAAUGGAGCUCCGGGCAGCACGGCUCCUAAUGGGCAGCGGGAGGCUCCUCUGCAGGCCGCCCCCUGCGACCGGCUCCUGCAGUGCCAGCAGAUUGUCAAGGUGAUUGUGCUGGACACUCCCGGUCGGGCAUUGCCUGCCAUCGACCAGACUGUCACCCGCUACCUGUCUGGGUCCUGCUCAUCUACUCCCUUACGCAGUGUGGGAGGAGCCGUCCAUCAACCCCCUCUACCCCCGCCUCCUCCACCUUAUAACCACCCUCACCAAUACUGCCCCCCGGGGGUCCUACUUAGAGAACGCAGGUAUUCCAGUGGUUCCCGUAGUCUCGUGUAGCCAAACGGGAGAUGCUUGACCUGCCUUCCGGGACUUGAUCUUGCCUGCACACUUACCAAGUCUUGCACAUGUACCGGUUCCUACCUGCCCCUUGCACACUCACCGCCCCCUCUUUGCACUUACAGGCUGUUCUCGCACACUCACUCAUAUUUAUCCCAUAUAUUCUUCCACUUGCCCCUUUGCACAAUGAUCUGGCCCAUCUCCUCCCCGCUUCCAAAAAUGUUGAGGUUGUGAAUUUUUAGUAGUCGCCAAUAUUUUUACCUUUGUAAUGAUCAGCACGCCCAAGACAAUCCCUCCCCCUCAACAAUCAGCCCCGACUACCCCCUUAUCCCCCACCUACCUCACUGGGGGAUUCUACAAUCCAUUGCACGCCUGGAUUCUUCCUCAUUGCCCUCUCCGUUGGCCAUAAACGAUGAGGACUUUCCAAGAAAUUUUUUGGGGAAAAUAUCUUCACUUGACUGGACUGGGAGAAAAUUUUGGGACCACCUCCUAUGUGUCCUUCUGAUCAUCACUGGAGCUGCGUACCUCAAACCAAAAGGAGAACCCAAAGCCCUUGAGAAGAUGUUUCUAGCUCCCAUGUUGGUGGUGGAGUCAUCUCCUCAGGAUGGUGACUGGUGAUGUUCUGCGUUCAACCCAAUGUUCUUCUGGUUAUGGCCACUUGUGGAGUCACCCAUGGUCCUGAAUGGCGGUAUAAGAAUUAAUCAUAGGAUUUUCCAUUCAUAAGUCUGGGAAAGCUGGGUAAUGGGAUGUUCACUGCAUCUAGCUUGGCCGCCAUAUUGGUUUUCACCCAGCGUUUUUAGGCACCUUCACAUGAAGGAAGAUACUCUUCUGGAUCUGUAUCCCUAUUUCUCAGCCAGGGUGCCUCCAGCUGUUGCAAAACUACCCAGCAUGCCCAGACAGCCUCCAGCAGUUAGAAGAGGAGAAAAACCCUGAGUGGUGGAAACCUCUAGGGAAACCAUGGCUGAAGGAUUUUAUUACUACUUUUGGGCUUAGAGAAAGGUUUCCCAACCAAGGUGCCUUCGGCUGUUGCAAAACUACAACUCCCAGCAUGCUCGGACAGCCGUUGGCUGUCCGGGCAUGCUGGGAGUUGUAGUUUUGCAACAGCUGGAGGCACCCUGGUUGGACAUUGCAUGUCAGUUCUUUAAAAUCCCUGUUUGUUGUCAGAGAAUGGAAUCCUUUUUUUGCAUCCCAAUCUUGUUUGUUCUUCUGCUCAUUUGCAUACCAUUUUCCCAGCAAACAUUGCCUGAUCUGUAGGACUCUCUACGCCAGCUGGCGAUCUGCAUUUCGAGAAAUAUCACCCCUCUCAACAACUUUGGCAGGUGCAUGGCUUCUAUUCACUGACAGCAAGCAGAGAUGUUGAAAUUGGCAAAGGAAAGAAAAAAAGGUUUGGAACGCAAAGGGGGGCAUUUAGCAUUUAUUAUUGUUUUUGCACAAUUUUUGGGGCCUGUUUUGAGUGGUCUUCCAGCAUGGAAGGCCACAUCUUUUUUGUUCUAUCUUGUUCUUGCGCAUUUUUUAUUUAUUUAUUUUUUUGCAGUUUUGCACUUUUGUCUUCUUUUUUGCUUAGUAUGUGCAGACAGAUUUGUUGCAUUUAUCUUCUUUGUAAAAAUACUUUUUGAGCAAAGAACUGCACAAAUAUACUCCUGGGGGGGAUUUGUGAUUUGCGGCAAAAAAAAUUGCGCAAUAAUUAUAUAUUUUUUUUUACUUAUUUAAGAAAUUGUGACUUUUUUAACAGGAAAAAAAAGUAAGUAAAAGAAUCAGUACAGUUCCCACAUUCUACGCCGCCAUUAUUUUGCACAAAAAAAGACUCCUUCCAGGAAGCAAAAAUAGAAAAUCGAAGAAUUGCCCAAAAACAAUCUUAAAUAAGGGGCACAACUUUCCUAGCUGGAGAGCCACUCAAAACACACCGGAAAAAAAAAUUGCGCACAUUUUUUUUUUUUGCAAAAUUGUGCUGCUUUUUUUUUUAUCUUGUGCAAAAAAAAAAAAAGUGCGCAAUUUCGACAUUCAGCAGUGGUGUGCUGGGAGGUAUAUUAAAACUUGCUUAAAUGGGUUAUCCAGAGAUAAUCCUUUCAAAAACAGCACCACCCCUUGUCCUUCAGGUUGUAUGUGGUAUUACAACUUGGCUACAUUAAAAGGGUACUCCACCACUAGACAUCUUAUACCCUAUCCUUCGGAUGACUGGCGUGGCGGAGGCUCGUGACGUCACGGCCAUGCCCCCCUCAAUGCAAGUCUAUAGACUUGUAUUGAGGGGGCGUGGCCGCGUCAUCACGAGUGGGGCGUGACGUCGCGCACCUCUGGCGCUGCACCCGACGCUUUAAACGAACGCAGGGUGCAGCAGCGGGACCCCCACGAUCACACAUCUCAUCCCCUAUCCUUUGGAUAAGAUGUCUAGGGGAGGAGUACCCCUUUAACGUCAGUGGAACCGAGCUGCAAUACCGCACACAACCUGAGGACAGGGGUGGAGGUUUCCUGUGGUCACUGAUGAUGCACAAUAUGACACCUAGUGACCGGAUGGCGCAUAAAAUCUCACAGAUGAGCUCCUAUAUGUAGUACAUUGACUUUUUAUACUUUCACUGAUGUUUCGCAAUAUGGCUGCCCUACUGUUACAAUAUUAAGCACACGGAGUGUCACAUGACUCUAAGACUUUUUCUGAUUUACUAUUACAUGAAGACUUGAAACUUCCUAAUGGGUUCCAGUGAGGGACAAUCCCUGUUUUACCUCAUAAAACCUGGAGGUAUAAAAUUUUGGCCACAGAUAUUUUAUUAACUGUUUAAUUAAAAACCAGCCAAUUAAUUUAAAGGCUAUAAAUAUAUAUAUA